Molecule: messenger RNA, 1097 nt
Organism: Pomacea canaliculata
Lineage: Eukaryota; Metazoa; Mollusca; Gastropoda; Architaenioglossa; Ampullariidae
Exons: 3
Coding region: 48-1097 (349 amino acids)
Source: RefSeq, a predicted model, not a curated record
CGAUUGUAUUCAACACGUGGAAGAGAACGGAAAUUCAAUCAGGGAACAUGGAGAGUCAAGAGGAUGUAAGAUCCGGUGUACCUGACCCGAUGACGUAUUGGCGCCAGAGACUAGACGAAUGGUACCCUGACCGUUAUUCUCAGGUGUAUGUUCUGCCACCUGUGCACUUCCGCAAAGUUCCAUACUCGUUAACGACUGUGUGCGAUCAGCCAGCUCUCCUUGUGCAACCUCAGGGUCAGGAACAAAUCCAGUUACCCUCUGCAGAGGUUCCUUCAGCGCCGAUUUCUUCGUCAAACGACUCCAUCGCCGACGCCACUACCACGCCAGGGUCGAGCCGCAUGUGGUCCGAGCUUCCGGAAGUGCAGUCUCAGCUCAAGAAAGUCCAGGCAUCCGACAUCGUGGACGACGAAUGUCAGCAGCGUGUUCUGUACUGCCUGCAGCAAUUUGGGAAGCAGCAAAGUGAAGCCAUGUUCCUCCUCUCGCAGCUCAACUUCUCGGACUACCUCAACGAACCGUCCUACGCGGCGACGGCGAAGCAGAUGCCUCAGCUGCGCUACCCGCGGCCCAUCACCCUGGGUAGACAGUAUAAGAAAGGUGAGUUCGACAUCCUACUCAUUCACCGCCACUACGGGAUACUGGUGGGAGAGGUUAAGUCCGUCGGUCAUGACCCAGCGUACAGGUCAGACGACCACGUGAGUAAGAAGGCUGAGCAGGCAGUCCAACAGAUGGUGAGGUCUGCGAGUGUCCUUAAGCACCUGGUGAAGGAUCUGACUACAGUGUGUGAGAUACCUGUCCGCACAACGCUCAUUCUGCCUUUUAUCCAAAGGAGUCAGCUGCACCAGGUGUUACAAAGUUACCCCAAGCUGGGGAAGGUACGUGCAACCAAACUAGACCUUUCUAAGAGUCUAGGUCUCAGUGUGCCUGACGACUCUCGUGCAGUUAGUCUCUGUCUUUGCGCAGAUGAGUUACAGGACAGUAGCCCGGGCACCUGGGAACCAUCUAGACUGGAGAGGUGGUGGAGAGCCAGAAUGGAGCAGACUGCUGGAGAGAAUAUAAGUGAUUCAACGUACGAUGACAUCCUGGCCAGGCAAGCUUGA